CUAACCUCAAAAUCGAGUUAUUGUUGUUAGUUGUUGUAAACAAACUUUUAAAAUAUUAUCAAAAUGAUGUCAGACGAUUCAGAAAACGAUAUUCCUUACGAUAGAAAACGCAAACACGACCCUUACUAUAUUAAAUACAAAUUACUGAUGCAAGAGUGCGUCAAGUUUCAACGAGAGAACGAAAAGUUGGUGUUUCGAUUGCGCGAAGUCAACAAAAUCACCAAACGAAGGUACAAAGAGGUACAAUUUUUCAGGCAGCGUCUGCUCAACAUUCACGGCCAAGAUUGGUCAGUAAUCCCUCCCGAAGUACUUUCCGAUUUGACUGACGAAGAAGAGGAAAAACCUCAUCCAACCCAAGUGGUACCCAAAAAGGAGGUAAAACAAGAAAAACCAGACGAGCCUGGAGUUGUAAAAGACAAAGCGAAGCUUGAAAAAUUGGAAAAACCAAAACUUGAAAAGAAACUAGAAAAACCCAAGCCUGUUGAAAAACCUAAAACUCUAGCCAAAAGACCACCAAGAAGAAAAGUACCGAAAAGUGAACGCGACCCUAAUGCCCCAAAAAGACCCUCGAAUCCGUUUUUCCAAUUUUGCCAGGAACAAAGGCAACCACUUAUGGAACAAAUUUGCUCUGAAUUAAAACCUUUUGAAGUGGAACCCAGCAAGCAAGAAUUAACUCGUCAAUUGGCUAUAAAAUGGAAUUCCUUAUCAACAUCUGAUAAAAAGGUUUACGUAGACAGAUAUGAGCGCUCAAAAGAAAAAUAUAAUGCUCAAAUGGAGGACUAUAAAAAAACAAAGGAAUAAUAAUAUUUAUAUGAUAAAACAAUUUAGGCUUUAAAUGCAUCCUUUUCCUUCCUGAUAGCUUGCAUUGUUGACACAGCAUCAUCACAACUAGCAUGCCUUUGCACAGUACCCAUCAUAACCCUCAUAAAAGGAUUAAUCUUUUUCUCUUGUUUAAUGGUAGACGGUACAGUUGGCACCCCUUGGUUUCUUUUAAUGUCCGCUUCGGCAAUCGCCUUCAAAAUGUCUGGGUUUUCUGAUUCAACAUGCCUAGCAAAUUUGAGGUUUUGCUGGGUGUACUCGUGACCGCAAAAUACCAAAGUUUCAUCUGGUAGAAUGGAGAGUUUCUCGACCAAGGCUGUGUACAUUUGAGAGGCUGAACCUUCAAAGAACCUACCGCAACCGGCGACAAAUAAAGUGUCACCUGGAAUUGGAAUAAGAUUGUUAAUUA
Messenger RNA from Ceutorhynchus assimilis (cabbage seed weevil), 1228 nucleotides. NCBI's taxonomy places the organism in Eukaryota, Metazoa, Arthropoda, Insecta, Coleoptera, Curculionidae. The record is from the annotation of a GenBank genome assembly.